Molecule: messenger RNA, 1422 nt
Organism: Marchantia polymorpha subsp. ruderalis
Lineage: Eukaryota; Viridiplantae; Streptophyta; Marchantiopsida; Marchantiales; Marchantiaceae
Source: the annotation of a GenBank genome assembly
GACAACGCAACUUUCUCGAUUCUCUACCUUGGUCGGUUAAAAAUCUCCAUCGACUUCUACUUCCCAGGGAAUGAACGCACGAAGGAUUCAGUAUCACAGAGCUUAGGAAGGAGACAGUGUGAGAAAAGAUCUCGUCGGGAUUGUACACGAGAAGAGAAGAGUUUUCGAGCUGCGCACUCGACACACAUUUAAAGUAUUCGCCGAUCGCUGCAAGUCAUUUGACUGAGCUGGUUGGAGAAAGUUGCAGCUCUUUCCCAACCCUGUAAGAAUGAGGACGACUGCUUCAAGUGCUCCCGCGUUAAGGAGUCUAAGGACCUUGUAUGGAAACCAUUGUUACAAAGGACGCUCUCUCGCCACCGUGCAGGUGCGAGGCUACGCCAACGAGAGAGCGGAAGACAGCUCCUCUUCUAAUUGGGGAACCGGGGAGCCACCCAUCGAUGAGAAGCACACGCAAAGGGGAGUUUCUCGAGGUCAAACCUCCGGAAUGAACCAGAAUACUUCAACGGGAGGUACGCCGGCGGUCGGUCGGCACGACGAACCCACAUCCACAUCAAACUUCGACUCCGGCGCCAGUUCGUCUCCUGCCGCAGCCCCUGACUCCGAAAGUGGUGGAGAAACUAAGAAGUCGAGGACUGGCGGCGACAUGAACGAUGACGGACAGGUAGUUUGACGCUGAAGCUGAACGCGAAGAUGAACUCAUCUCUAGAACGCAUUCGUGAUGUUACCACGGAGACAUGGGAUCAGCGUCAGAACACGCUUCAAGCAUCGACUGGAGUGACUUCUCUCAGCUCGAUCUUUCGAACCGAUGAUGUCCAGCUCUUCGAGCCAGCUUGACGCUCAUUGUGUUCCCGCGCCGUAUUCAUAUGCAAACUGAACAUUAUGACGCCUUCUACAAUCAACUGUGACCGAGAAAUGACCGCAUUUUGGGGAAGGCAGCCAGCCAGCCAGCGACAGAUUUUAAACUCGAUCAGUUACAGAUAGUUCAGCUCGACGAGAUGCACUUUCACUUUGCUUGUCAUAGAAUAAUUCUUUUUAGUGAUAUACGAUCGAGAACUCCUUUUUCUAUUAGACGAGAAGAACUGCCGACUCGCUUAGCUCUACGAGGUGGCAGGAGCCGUCAAAGUUUGUCUCGAAUCGUGUAAUAGUUAAACAUGAUGAAAAUGCGAUAGUGAAAGUUGUCCGAAGAUCUGCACCGAUUGCUCUGUCUUCGAGAUGAUUUCUGUUGUGAGCAUGGAAGCUCUGACCGAGAAAAGUAUUGCAGCCUUUUGUUUACUGGGCUAUUGAGAAGUUUUCCGUGACGUUGUUGAAUGUAGAACAGCUGAUCUUGACAGCAAGUUUGUUACGCUUUCCUCGCAUGUUGAGAUGCACUGUGUAUAGUCUAGAUUCCUUCCAUCCUCCGCGGCUUGUAGUUGGAGUUUUGGC